Molecule: messenger RNA, 979 nt
Organism: Daphnia carinata
Lineage: Eukaryota; Metazoa; Arthropoda; Branchiopoda; Diplostraca; Daphniidae
Product: dnaJ homolog subfamily C member 8-like
Exons: 6
Coding region: 93-848 (251 amino acids)
Cellular component (GO): nucleus
Source: RefSeq, a predicted model, not a curated record
CAUUGGCUUCUGACGUUCCCCUAUAUUACAACUUUCAUCAUUGCUUAAUUUAACGUAAUUCUUGUCCUGAAAAUUUCUUCUAGUUAGUUGGAAUGGAGAGCGAAACUUCGACCAACAAUGUGAAUAGUGAUUUAGAUCACAGUAAAGUGGAACACUGCUUUCAGGAGUUUUACACAGAGGUCAAAGAAAUUGAAAAACGCGACUCUGUUCUGACAUCAAAACAGCAAAUUGACCGUUUACUAAGAGCUGGCUCCUCGUACUUUAAUCUAAAUCCUUAUGAAGUACUGCUGGUCGAUUAUGAGCUUCCAGUGGAUGAGAUUAAAAAGAAAUAUAAGAGAUUGUCAAUAUUGGUCCACCCUGAUAAAAACACAGACGAUUCAGAACGUGCACAACAAGCCUUUGAAGUUAUCAAUCGAGCUUGGAAAAUUUUAGAGAAUGAGAAAACCAGAAAACGGUGUCUUGAGAUUGUUGCAGAGGCUACAGGCAUGACUGAUCUUGCGAUUGCUGAAAAAAGAAAAAAGUUGAAGAAAGAAGGAAAGGAUACAAGAGUUGAGGAGGAUGACCCACUCAAAUAUCGCCGUGCCGUCUAUGUGAUGACUAUAAAACUCUUCGCCGACAUGGAACGUAAGCGAAGAGAACUGGAGCAGCGUGACAUGGAGGAGCGAAAGCGCAAGAGAGAAACAGAAAUAGAGGCAGAAGAGAAGGCCAAGGUGGACAAAGAAUGGCAAAAGAAUUUCGAAGAAUCGCGUGAAGGACGCGUAAGUAGUUGGCAAAAGUUUCAAAAUAAGAAGACGAAAACGUCCAAAGGAUUUUUCAAGCCCCCUAAAAACAAGAUGGAACAACGCUAAAGAAAAGAAAAGGUACACGUUGGCCAUUGCGUUAAACCGUCUGUUUCAUGCCACGGGAAGAAAGUGACUUCCAUUGCAUUGAAAUUCUUAUUGUUUUCUUAACAAGAUCAAUAAAAUAUAAAGAUCUCCGA